AUGAAUAAGCUAUUUUUUAUUACACUUUUAUUUUUCUUGAGUCUUCAGAAAGCUAUAAAUGCGUACUUAUGUAUUCAAAGUAUAAGAAAUAUGAGAUUAGAGAAUCUUUCUAUAUCUCAUAUUCUUAAAAAAAGUACUCAUGAACAUGAACAUUUAGGAUUGUGGAUUCAUUUCUUUUUCAGCCAUUUUGAACAUCAUGAAGAUCUUUUAAAAUUUUUGGAUGGAUUCAGUCUAAAUGAAUUAGAUCAAGGAAAUAGGAGUUGUUUUAAAAAGGGACUUACUAUAUUUUUACUACACUAUUUUGCUAAUGAAUUAAAAAUUGCUUCAGAUAAUGGUAAUCAUGUAAAUCGUUAUGAAGAUAUGUUUAUUAAUUGUAGGGAUGUAGCUGUGGAUUUUAUUGAAGCUAUAAAAAUCCCUCACAUCAUUAGUCUUUUAGAUACUAUAAUAAAUAAGGAUCCAGAAAAAAUUACGUUGCAACGUAUCGUUUCUCCUAUGAAACGAUGCAUUCAUGUAGAUAAUAAAGAUAAACCUUAUGUAGUUAUGAGUGAUUUUGAUACCUUAUUAAAUACAGAUGAAGACACCUUUAGAAGAAGAUAUCUAAGUUUUCAGAAUAGAAGGUAUAGUAAUUUUGAGUCUAGAUCUGUGCAAGACUUUAAUGUGCUAGGUUUAUUGAGUCUUAAAAGUCCUUAUUACAAUUCUGAUUUAAGUAGAUAUGUAGAAGGAGUUUUUCAUACUUUUAAAACGUCUAGAAGACUUGGAUUAAAAAGACGUAGUCAACAAUAUGAUUUAACUAUCUACGGAACAAAUUCACGACCAUUUGGUUAUUGUAGGAAAAAUAAUCAUUAUUAUCAUGGAUCUAUAGAUGAUUUAUCAUAUUUUUUUUUCUCAGCUAUGAAAGCAAAGAUGAUUAGAGGUCAUAUAAAAUUUUUAUCUGAUUAUAAGAUGGCUAUAAAAAACAAAACAUACAAAAUGUCUGGUCUAAAAGGAUUUAGACUUAUAAAACAGCUUUUUAGUAUAAAAAACUUUAAUAAUUUUAUAAAAUUGUAUAUUGGCCAUGUUUCAACAGAACUAUCUUUCUUAGGACGAGAUUUUAGUCAGUUAUUUGACAUUACAUUAGAUUGUCAAGUGAAUAAUUAUAUGAAUCGUGCAGGACAAUUAUAUUAUAGUAUGAAACAAAAAAAAUAA
Molecule: messenger RNA, 1185 nt
Organism: Plasmodium relictum
Lineage: Eukaryota; Apicomplexa; Aconoidasida; Haemosporida; Plasmodiidae
Gene: RAP2/3
Product: rhoptry-associated protein 2/3, putative
Exons: 1
Coding region: 1-1185 (394 amino acids)
Source: RefSeq, a predicted model, not a curated record